AAUUGUUCAUAUAAAUAAAUAAAAUAGGCCACGAAAAUGCUGCUGACACUACGUGUGCAGGGCACCAGAUACUCUCUCCGCACGGGGAACUGCAGCCGGAGCCGUUGGCUGGCCAGCAACGCUGUUGUGGAAAAGUCACCGCCUCCCGCGCAGCCACAGCUAGAGGUGAAUGGGAGCACGUACGCCACCGACAGCUGGACGAAUGUAACGCCCAAAAUUCUGUCGUACCUGGGAGCCAAUAAGCACCUCCAGAAGGAUCAUCCCCUGUCGAUCAUUCGCCAGCGCAUCGUAAAUUACUUUUAUGGAGCCUACCGGAAUCAGCGCGGAAAUCCACUGUUUUCCGUCUACGACAAACUGAAUCCUGUCGUGACAGUGCAGCAGAAUUUCGACAACCUGCUGAUACCCAGCGACCAUGUGAGUCGCCAGAAAUCAGACUGCUACUACAUUAACAAGCACCAACUGCUCCGCGCCCACACCACGGCCCACCAGGUUGAAUUGAUCUCUGGUGGACUGGACAAUUUCCUGGUGGUGGGGGAAGUGUAUCGGCGCGAUGAGAUCGACAGUACCCACUACCCGGUGUUCCAUCAGGCAGAUGCAGUGCGAGUAGUCACUAAAGACAAGCUCUUUGAGCGCAAUCCUGGCCUUGAGCUGUUCGAGGAGACUUGGAAGGGCUCAUUGGCCGAUCCAAAACUGAUUCUUCCCUCAUCGAAAUGCAUGGACCAGACGAAGCAGCCCUGCCACACUCUGGAAGCGGUUAAACUGAUGGAGCACGAGAUGAAACACGUCCUUGUGGGUCUGACAAAGGAAUUGUUCGGCCCUCGCAUCAAGUACCGCUGGGUAGAAACAUAUUUCCCUUUCACGCAACCCUCCUGGGAGUUGGAGAUCUACUUCAAAAACAACUGGCUGGAGGUUCUUGGCUGUGGCAUUAUGCGCCACGAAAUCCUUCAGCAGUCCGGCGUCCACCAGUCAAUUGGCUACGCUUUUGGUGUCGGCCUCGAGCGUCUGGCUAUGGUGCUCUUUGAUAUACCGGACAUUCGCCUGUUCUGGUCCAAUGACAGCGGCUUCCUUUCGCAGUUCAGCGAAAAGGAUCUGCACAAUCUUCCAAAGUACAAACCCAUCUCCCACUAUCCGCAGUGCACGAAUGACCUGUCUUUCUGGCUACCCUCCGAUGUGGAGGUUGAUGCUGGCUUCUCGCCCAACGAUUUCUACGAUCUGGUUCGGACGGUGGCUGGCGACAUUGUGGAACAAAUCAGUCUUGUGGACAAAUUUAAGCAUCCAAAGACGGGCAAGUCGAGCGUGUGCUUCCGCAUUGUCUAUCGCCAUAUGGAGCGCACCUUGACCCAGGCGGAGGUUAACGAUAUACACAAGCAGAUAGCGAAUGCCAGUGUGGAUAGUUUCAAUGUGCAAAUACGUUAGUUCUAGUCCAGUUCAGCCUCAAUUUAAACCAAAAAGAAACAAACAGUAAAAGUACCAAACAAAGUCA
Drosophila persimilis is the source of this 1483-nucleotide messenger RNA. RefSeq names its product probable phenylalanine--tRNA ligase, mitochondrial (gene PheRS-m). Gene Ontology annotation, biological process: phenylalanyl-tRNA aminoacylation. Gene Ontology annotation, molecular function: tRNA binding; ATP binding; phenylalanine-tRNA ligase activity. NCBI's taxonomy places the organism in Eukaryota, Metazoa, Arthropoda, Insecta, Diptera, Drosophilidae. Gene Ontology annotation, cellular component: cytoplasm; mitochondrion. The transcript is spliced from 2 exons. Bases 37 to 1416 code for a protein of 459 amino acids. The record is from RefSeq and is a predicted model, not a curated record.